This is a messenger RNA of Anoplophora glabripennis (Asian longhorned beetle), 4580 nucleotides long. Its product is annotated as serine/threonine-protein phosphatase 6 regulatory ankyrin repeat subunit A-like. Bases 199 to 4320 code for a protein of 1373 amino acids. Gene Ontology annotation, molecular function: protein binding. The transcript has a single exon. NCBI's taxonomy places the organism in Eukaryota, Metazoa, Arthropoda, Insecta, Coleoptera, Cerambycidae. The record is from RefSeq and is a predicted model, not a curated record.
ACUGUGCUUACCAGUCUAGCGGUUAGCAUAAAGAAAAAUCACCCCCAUUUAUGGGUUAUUAGAAUCAACCUCAGUAGUUACACCAAGAUUUUAAAAGACUUUCUGGGCAAAAACAGAGAAACGAUAAAUAUACUGGACCUGUUAAAUUCUAAAUAUUCCACAAAAUUGGUAAACCAAUUGGAAAAGUCGGUAUUUUUAAUGGACAGAAAAGUUGUGUUAAUGUUUGACGGGUUCGACGAGAUUGGACCCGACUACACGCAACUCAUUUUAGACUUGCUGCGACAAUGCCAGAAUGCACCCAACUACGACAAAAUAUUCAUUACAAGCAGGCCACACGUAGCUCUAGAGUUGGUAACAAAUUUGCAAGUGAGGUCAUUUACUUUAGAACCAUUUACCAAACAGGAUCAGGUACACUUUUUGGCGAGUUAUUGGAAGCACAAUUUACAUUUAGCUGAUACAGAAAAAGAUAAAUGUGAAAGAUAUGCUGUGGCACUGAUAAACAGAGUAUUCUAUUGGAUUGAACAGCACCAAUCAGGUGAAAACCACUUUGCUGCGGUACCAUUGCAAAUAAGAAUGUUAGCGGAGAUUUUUCAAGAAAGCGAUCGAUUCGAGGAAGCUCUGGAAUGGCAACGUUGCAAGGAGUUUUUAGUUUCAAAUGAAGCAGAACCUAAGUUACCGGAAAACAUGAAUAUUAUGAGAUUAUACCAGAUGUUUGUAGAUAAAAAGCGAAAUAUAUUCAUGGAUAAAGGAAAUCCUACCGGUAACACCGUGGCGAAUCAUGCGCUAAUUGACCAGUUUGAGGAGUGUAUCGCUUACCAGAGAACCCUCGCCUUAGAAGUAAUUCUGGAUAAAACAAAAUGUGAACUUUUCUCGUGUUACCGAGAAAGUCGCAGAAAUGUGGAAAUAAAUAUGUUAAAUAUAGGCAUUGUACAGAAACUCGACAACGAAUUUCACUUUAUCCAUAGAACGUUUGCAGAGUACUUCGUUGCUGAAAGUUUAUUAAAAGAGUUGCAAACACAAAAUGAUGAUUUAAAGUUUCAAACUUAUUUGAUUGAGGAAAUAUUAUUGGCUCCUCAGUUUAAUGUUACUCGAGUUUUUUUAAACGGUUUUCUACAGCCAGUAGUAGAUGAUUUACCUUCUAGAACCUUCCAGCGAUACCAGUCUAUCUCAUAUAAAAUUAAUUUGUCUAAUCGCAAACUGGGGUUACUUCAUGAACUGGCAGGCGAAGGCCACGUGGCAAUUUUUCAACUUAUCUUGAAAUGUAUUGACAUUGUUAAGGAUAUACCUGUUAUCUCUACACAUGGCAUUGAUACUCCUACAGGGAAUACUCCAGAACACACAGUAUAUGGUAAUAUAUUAAAUAUAAUGCUUAACCGUGUACAAAGGGAAGGAUUGGAUAUGACGGAUGGCUUUAAAACUCUCCUUGAAUAUGCCGCUGAAAAUGGACAUUUAGAAAUGGUUAAAUUUUUAGUACAACGAGGAGCCAAUGUGAAUAUUGGGGUCUGUAAACCUCUCCAUCUAGCAGUACAAGCCGGCCACAUCGAGGUAUCAAAGUUUUUGAUAGAGCAAGGAGCAGAUAUAAAAUCACUAGAUUUCCUCGAUGACAGCUCUGUGUUGUAUAAAGCUGUUAGGAAGAAUGACGUGGCUACUGCCACAUACCUUCUCAACGAGAUGUGGAAGACCGAUGAUUUAAAUAUAAACGUUUCUAAUAAUAUAGCUCAUACGGCUGCUUGUUUGGGCAAUAUAGAUAUCUUAAAAAAUUUAGUGGGACGAGGUGUGGAUGUCAAUAAUAGAGUAGAAUAUGGCGAGACUCCGUUUUUUGGCGCUGUCCGAGGAGGACAGUUAGAAACUAUAAAGUAUCUGGUACAGCGAGGAUGCGACAUAAACAGCGAGGACCACCGGAAUCGUACGGCGCUACAUAUAAUCGCACCAAAUCCAUCGGACGUUUCCACUGCUAAAUUUUUAAUAGAUUUAGGGAUAGAUGUCAACGUUAUAAGUUCAGAUAUGAAAACAGCGCUUCACUUAGCGUUGGAAGGGGCUAAUUAUGAUUUAAUAGAAUCAUUAGUAAAUAGUGGUGCGGAUGUUGACUUGGAAGAUGAAAAAGGUGCCACAGCUCUCCAUCUAGCUGCUUCGAAGUAUCAACAACUCGCUGUGAAACUACUUGUAGAACACGGAGCGAAUUUGAACAAAAGAGAUAAAUGGGGCCGUACGCCACUGCAUGUGGUGAUUUUAAACGACUUCUCCAUUUUUGAUAGUUACGGCUAUCCUAAUUGUAUUCCAAAUAUAGUUUUCUCUAAGGAUCGUUUGGAAAUUACUAAAUUCAUCAUUGAAAAUGGUGCAGAUCUCAACACUAGAGAUAUUAAGGGUCGUACAGCAUUUCAUUUAGGUGCUAUAUCCGGUCAGUCAGAUAUCGUUAUGUUGCUUAUGCAAUUCGAAGUCGAUGCUAAUAUUAGAGACAACGACGGUAGAGCGGCUGUACAUUUAGCCACUUUAGGGGGUCACACAGACAUUGUCAAGUUUCUCGUACUACAUAAUGUGGAUAUUACCAUUAAGGAUAAUUCUGGUUACACGAUACUGCAAUAUUUAUCAUUCUGCAGAGAUCAGUUGGACAUUCUUAAAUUAAUUAAAGCACAUACUGGAGAUGUUAACGUCGAGGAUGGUUGUUCGGCACUCCAUUCGGCUGUUGAAAGAGGUGAUUUAGACACAGUAAUUUUUCUUGUUGAAACCGGAAUCGACGUCAACAUUAGAGACAAAGAAGGCAACACUGCAUUACAUUUAGCUAUUAAUAAAGGUCAUUUCAGCAUUGUUGAAUACCUAGUAAAAAUUGGUGUAGACAUAACUGUUCAGGAUAAUUAUGGAUACACGGCACUACACUUAGCUGUUAAAAGUAGUGAUUCUGAUAUGUCCUUCAGAAGAGAUAAUAACGAUCCAGCUCUACAAUCUCCAGCUCAUGUAAAUGAUUCUGACGGUGCGAAAAUUCGUAAGAAUACUGAGGUGCAUAUAUGUGAUCGUAUAAACACUGAAUCGCUCUUUGAGAAAAGUGAGACAGACAUCAGUAUGUCACUUAAUGUCCUUGAUAAUCAAUUGUCAGCCGUUCUCAGGUAUGUUAAGGAUAAUCAACCAGAUCUUAAUUCGAUCUCUGAAAAACUAGAGGCUCUAAACUCAUCUACAUUGGAAGCAUUGAAAUCUAUCGGAGACACUACAAAAAAAAUUAAGUCGGUCCUUAUACCUUCCUCUGAUGAAAGAGGUACACAUAUUAAAGAUAAUAAUAUCACUACUUUACCUCUGGCUCUUCAAGAAGCAAGUUUGAACUUUGAAAAGGUUUUUACGGCUAUUAGAGCGAAUAAAGUCCAUGAUUCAGGCAAUGUACCUUUUUUUGCAAAAUUUUGUACAGGCACUAACAGUAAAAGCAAUGACACCAUGUCACUACCUUCCGUUAUCGAUAACGGCAGUUCUAGUACGUUCAAAUUUCCUGGAAACACUGGAAAAAGUUUUAGUGUCAGAGACAAUAAAUGUAUGGUUCUUCCCUUUACCCCUAAACUGAAUGACACCAAACCCGACGUAUUAGAAAACCGUACAAUUACUGAAACUAAAGAAAGAAUAUGUUAUAUGGAUAUCAUCGCUAUGCUAGUCCUUCAAUGUGAUGAAGUUCUUGAUAUGAGAGAUAAAAAUGGGCACACACCUUUACAUUUAGCCAUUCUAAAAGGAAAUUUAGAAGUUGUCAACUUUCUUGUGAAACACAAAGCAGACGUUAAUGUUACGGACAAUUCUGGCCGCACGUCACUACAACUGGCUGCUAAAAACGGUAAUUUGGACAUUGUCAAAUUACUUAUAGACCAUGGCGUAGACGUUAAUAACCAAGGUAAUGAUGGUUGGACUGCACUACUUACCGCUGUUUGGGAGGGUCAAUUGAACACCGUUAAGUUCCUUAUUACGGAAUGCAAUGCGGAUAUGAACACUAUCGACAAGGACGGUCGCACCGCAGUACAUUUAGCAGCUUCUGAGGGCCAUUUAGAAACUUUGGUGUUUCUCCUACAAUGCGGAAUGGAUGCUGAAGUCAGAGAUAAUGAUGGCCGUACGGCAAUACAUCUAGCGGCUUUAGGAAGUCCUAGUUACUUACCGAGGUUUUUUGGUUUGUCUGGGGAAGCUAAACAUAAAGUCUAUCUAAGCGUGGUAAAUUUAUUAAUGAAACAAGGAGUGGAUGUUAACAGUAAGGAUACUAAUGGAAACACGGCUGCAUUUUUGGCUGAGAGGGAAGGUCACUUGGAAAUGGCGAAGUACCUGGAGGCUUCUGUUUGCAGUGGAAUAUCCAGAAAUUAAUUAUGGAGCAAAAACGUAUAACAUCAUUAAUAAAGCAUAAACGAGUAUCACACAUAAAAUGUUAUUCCUUUUGCUAGAAAAAUAAUGCAAUAAUGCCAGAUCAGGGACACAGAAGCAACUGCCAAAUUUGGCGUUUAAAAAAAUGCAGAAAAUGCUACAAUUUACGCAAAACUUCGGAAAGUCUCAAUGAGUGAAGUUAUUUGUGUUUGCCGUUGCGUUUACGCUCGAGAUAAUACGAUCAUGGAUUGAAUGAAUAAAAU